Molecule: messenger RNA, 2867 nt
Organism: Impatiens glandulifera
Lineage: Eukaryota; Viridiplantae; Streptophyta; Magnoliopsida; Ericales; Balsaminaceae
Product: dynamin-related protein 3A-like
Exons: 20
Coding region: 102-2591 (829 amino acids)
Cellular component (GO): membrane; microtubule; cytoplasm
Molecular function (GO): GTP binding; microtubule binding; GTPase activity
Source: RefSeq, a predicted model, not a curated record
CUACCCUAGUCCAUUCCACCCACGCACGGAGUCCUCCUUUUAAGAAAGAAAGAAAUAUAUAUACAUACAACUUUGCUCGUCCAAUCUUCAUCGCCGAUCCGAUGACCGACGACGCGGUAUCUACCGGAAAUGUUACUUCCCCGGUGGCGGCGUCUCCUCUUGGAUCAUCAGUGAUACCAAUCGUUAACAAGCUUCAGGACAUUUUCGCUCAGCUAGGGAGUCAAUCCACUAUCGAGCUACCGCAAGUCGCCGUUGUCGGCAGUCAGAGCAGUGGCAAGUCCAGCGUUCUUGAAGCCCUAGUCGGUCGAGAUUUCUUGCCAAGAGGUUCCGACAUCUGCACUCGGCGUCCGCUGGUUCUUCAGUUGUUGCAGACUAAGAGGAAUCAGGAUGGGACUGAAGGGGAGGAGUACGGCGAGUUCUUGCAUUUGCCUGGCAAAAGAUUAUUUGAUUUUAAUGAAAUCCGAAGAGAAAUUCAGGCUGAGACCGAUAGAGAGGCAGGGGGGAACAAAGGUGUUUCCGACAAGCAGAUUCGACUGAAGAUCUUUUCGCCUAAUGUGCUUGACAUCACUUUGGUGGACUUACCUGGGAUAACGAAGGUUCCAGUUGGUGACCAGCCUUCUGAUAUUGAAGCACGGAUUAGAACAAUGAUAAUGUCAUAUAUUAAACUUCCCAGUUGUUUGAUUCUAGCAGUAACACCGGCUAAUGCUGACUUGGCAAAUUCUGAUGCACUCCAGAUAGCUGGAAACGCUGAUCCAGAUGGUUAUAGAACUAUUGGUGUAAUCACUAAGUUGGAUAUCAUGGACAGAGGUACAGAUGCCAAGAAUUUCUUGCUAGGGAAAGUGGUCCCUCUGAGGCUUGGUUAUGUAGGGGUUGUCAACCGUAGUCAAGAGGAUAUCAUGCAUAAUCGCAGUAUAAAAGAUGCGCUUGUGGCUGAAGAGAAAUUUUUUCGCAGUCGCCCAGUAUACAGUGACCUUGCCGAUCGAUGCGGUGUCCCCCAACUUGCAAAGAAGUUGAACCAGAUUCUUGUUCAGCACAUCAAGUCAGUGCUUCCAGGGUUGAAGUCACGCAUUAGUUCCGCACUUGUUAGUGUUGCAAAGGAGCAUGCCAGCUACGGUGAAAUCACAGAGUCUAAGGCUGGCCAGGGAGCUCUUCUUUUGAACAUCCUGUCCAAGUAUUGUGAAGCUUUUUCCUCAAUGAUAGAAGGGAAAAAUGAAGAAAUGUCUACAUCUGAACUGUCCGGUGGCGCACGCAUUCAUUACAUUUACCAAUCAAUUUUUGUGAAAAGCUUGGAGGAAGUGGAUCCAUGUGAGGAUUUAACAGAUGAUGACAUUAGAACUGCAAUUCAAAAUGCAACUGGUACAAGAUCUGCUUUAUUUGUACCUGAGUUUCCUUUUGAAGUGCUCGUUCGGAAGCAAAUAGCUCGUUUGUUGGACCCAAGCCUUCAAUGUGCUAGAUUCAUUUACGAUGAGUUGAUUAAGAUGAGUCAUCGUUGUAUGAUAAAUGAGUUGCAGCGAUUUCCUGUUCUUAGGAAGCGCAUGGAUGAUGUUAUAGGGAACUUUCUGCGGGAAGGCCUUCAACCCUCUGAGACAAUGAUUGGUCACAUUAUUGGAAUGGAGAUGGAUUACAUAAAUACUUCACACAAAAAUUUUAUUGGUGGUAGUAAAGCUGUAGAAAUUGCACAACAGCAGACAAAGUCCAAUAGAAUAACUGCAGCUAUUCCUAAACCAAAGGAGGCUGUAGAUACGGACAAAGCACCCGCAUCUGAAAGAAGCAUCAAGUCUCGUUCUAUUCUUGCCAGAACUGCAAACGGGAUUGUACCGGACCAGGCUGUUCAUACUGUUCCAGAUGUUGAGAAGCCCACAAUAUCUGGGAGUGGUCUAAGCUGGGGAAUCUCGUCAAUUUUUGGCGGUGGUUCUGAGCAUCGCACAUCUAUCAAAGAGAGUUCAACAAGCAAGCCUUUCAACGAGCCUGUUCAAAGCGUUGGGCAUAACUUUUCUUUGAUUCAUUUGAGAGAGCCCCCGCCUGUCUUGAGGCCUCCAGAAAGCCAUUCAGAUCAGGAGAUUAUGGAAAUUGCAGUAACGAAACUGCUGUUAAGGUCAUAUUAUGACAUUGUUAGAAAGAAUGUUGAGGAUUCCAUUCCUAAAGCAAUUAUGCACUUCCUGGUAAACCACACAAAGCGAGAUCUCCACAAUGUUUUCAUUAAGAAGCUUUACAGGGAUGACAUGUUUGAAGAAAUGUUGCAAGAACCUAAUGAGGUGGCAGCAAAGAGAAAACACACUCGAGAAACUUUACGUGUCCUCCAACAGGCUUUCAGGACAUUAGAUGAAUUGCCCCUGGAAGCGGAUUCAGUCGAGAGAGGUUACAGUGGAAAUAAUAAAAUUAGUAGUGAUCGAACUGGACUGCCAAAAAUCCAGGGAGGAUUCCCUUCUUCAUCUAUGUAUUCAUCAGGUAGCAGCGGUUCAAGCGAGUAUUACUAUUCUUCUUCUUCACCUAAAAACCGAAAAUCGAGAGCAGCGGCUUCUGGUGAGAUGUAUUAUUCAGAAUUUUCUAAUGGAGGAGGAGGAGGAAUGUACCCUACAGUUGAUGUGUGAAGGAAAAAAUGAAGAUUUUUAUGUCUCAUUUGUGUGGUGUGAUGAUUAAUUAUUGUUAACAACAAUCAUAAUAAUAAUAAUAAGAGAUUAUAUAUGUCCCAAGAGGGGGCUGCUUUCCAAUAUUAUUAGUUUGAAUGAAGGAGGAAAUAUUUAGCUUCUUCACAAUUUUCAAGUUUUCUUUCUUUGUAACAUACAUACAUAGUGGUUUUGAUUUUCUUGUUUACUAUUUGUUGUCUUUGUUUCAAUGGAUCAUAACAAUUGAAUUUUUGAUUAUGG